Messenger RNA from Vigna unguiculata (cowpea), 982 nucleotides. RefSeq names its product protein THYLAKOID ASSEMBLY 8, chloroplastic-like. Gene Ontology annotation, biological process: Group II intron splicing; chloroplast organization. Lineage: Eukaryota; Viridiplantae; Streptophyta; Magnoliopsida; Fabales; Fabaceae. The record is from RefSeq and is a predicted model, not a curated record. Gene Ontology annotation, molecular function: RNA binding; protein binding.
GUUGUAGAUAAAAUUUGUCACUCUCCUUCGUACUCUGUUUCAUCAACACACAUUAUCGAUGGCUUUGUCCCUGUUCCAAAGCCCCACCUUUCUUAAAUCCCAACUCCAAUCUCAGCCCCAAAUCGCCACCGCCACCGCCACAACCACCGCGCGCUGUGGCUACGUUCGGGUGCGGUGCGGCGGACCGCGGUCUCAGCGAGGACCGCUGGUGAAAGGUCGAAUCCUGAGCAUCGAAGCAAUCCAAGCCAUCCAAACCCUAAAACGACUCCACCGAACCAAUCCUCCCAAUCUCUCUUCCCAACUCUCCAACACCCUCACGCGCCUCCUCAAAUCCGACCUCCUCGCCACGCUCCGGGAGCUCCUACGGCAGCGGCACUGCGCCCUCGCCCUCCAUGUCUUCUCCACCCUCCGAUCGGAAUACGGCGCCGAGUUAUCCCUCUAUGCCGAGAUGGUGCAGGCGCUCGCCGCCUGCGAUAUGCUGGAGGACGUGGACCGUCUGAUCCUGGACAUCGAAGAUGAAAAUGAAAUCAAGUGCGACGAUCACAAGGGGCUUGCCAGCUUGAUCAAGGCCGUUGUUACUGCUCGGAGGAAAGAAUCAACGCUCAGGAUUUACGACUUGAUGAAGAAGAGUGGAUAUGGAACCGUGGAUGAGUUGGAUGAGUACGUGGUUAAGGUUUUGGUUCAUGGAUUCAAGAGUUUCGGGGAAGACGCUCUUGCUGAAGAACUUCAACAACAUUACAAAGUUUCGCUUGCUAAGUCUCGAUUCAACACCUUGCCCAUUUAGCCAACUUUGUGAAUAUUUUGUUCUUAUUUUUUGAAUACAGUGAUUAGGUAGCUGUAGAAGAAAGCCAUUGCAACUGUUAUAUUUCUGAUUAACUUCACUGCUUUUAUGAACUUUUCAAUCAAUACAUUCUCACUGUAAUUUCUAAUGAAACCCUACUGUGAUUUACGAAUGUAUACUAAUGAAAAAUUGGUGAACAAA